UCUGGUGGUGGAAGCAUUUGCAUGUCCGAAACGGUGCAAGGAUGAUUUUUAGGAAUAUGAGUUCCAAAUCCUUCGACGUUACAAAACCAGCUGUUGAAGGACCCGUGACCAGGAAUAGGCUUUCCUCGAGAAAGUACUGUGAGCCCCGAAGAAAAAGAUGCAUGUCGAUAUUGUUCUGUGUGAUUUGUUUUUCGCUGCUCAUUGGAUGGGUGAUGAAUGAUAUCUUCUACAAAUAUGGUGCGGAAAAUGUUCAUGAUUCGGAUGCAAACUCAACCGAUGAUGAAGUGUAUUAUGAAGAUGCCGAAACUAAUGAUACAACAUUAGAAAGGAUAGGGGCAAGUAACAGAAAAUACUGGGUGAGUUCGUCUUGUUAUAUCGAGCCAUACUGCGUGAUUACUUGUAGUAACAUGGAUAUCGAAAAGAUGAAUGCAGGCGUGCGUGAUUAUACAACGGGUUCGCACCCUUGCACCAUCAUUCAUCUGAUCAUCGUUAAUCUACUUACCGAUCAAAACGCUCUGUUUCGUGGUUGGCUUGAUCAGGAUGUGGAAGUCACCGUCGACAAGCUCGAAAUACGCGAUUCCAGGAUCGGUGUCAUUCCUGCCGAGUCCUUCGAUACUGGAGUGCUUUUUGGUACCACCGUCCUCACACUGGACAAGCUUGAUGUUUCUGUAUUGGAAGCAAAUGUGUUUAUCGGGUUGACACAGCUGAAGGAGUUGAAUUUGAAAUACCUUCCCCUGACGACGAUCCACGCCGAAGUUUUGGCCCCGAUAAAGUUUAAUUUGAAUACUUUAAUGGUAGAGCACAGCUUGUUCUCGGUGAGUCCGCGUCCUUUCACGGGAACAUCCACGAUGGAUCGGCUAGAAAAUGUUUCGCUUCGGUUCAAUAGCUUUGGAAAUGUGCUCGAGGAUGAUGCCUUUAGGAUGGCACCGAAGUUGAAGAGCUUAUAUUUGAGUGAUUCUAGAAUAGCUUACUUGAGUAAGAGAAUGAUUGAUAGCAUCAGUAAUACGAUCGAGCAAAUUCAUCUGGAGAAUAAUCAUUUGAACUUUGUUGAAGAUGCUGCUUUGGAUAGUUUGAACAAGGGCGUUAGAAUAUACUUGAAAGGUAAUCCGUUCCACUGUGACUGUUCAUUGUUGUACUUAAAAAGUAAAUUGGCAUCGGAUCCGGAGAUGUUUGACGAAGUCGUUUGUUCCCAACCCCCGGAACACGCUGAUCAAAGAGUGCUGGAGGCGAAUUUUUGUGCUUCAACUACUCCAGAUGGUUCAACUUCAACCACCGAAAUAACCGAAGAACCAACAUCUGAACCAACAGCUGAACCAACAUCUGAACCAACAUCUGAGCCAACAACUGAAUCCACAACAGAUACCACUACUGAGGCCACUAGUACAUCAACUACUCAGACGACCAAACCAACCGAUAAGCCACCAACCUCACCACCACCUUCACCACCAACUUCACCACCAACAACGGAACAUACUACUGAACCUUGUUAUAUGGAACCCUCUGAUUCUACUCCAGGAACUACCACUACCACUUCGAAGCCAACAACAACGACGAUCAAACCGGAAUACCUUUAUACUUUGCAGUGUUUAUCGACAGUAUUUCCAGUCGAAUCGAACGUUGCAUCCUACCAAGGAUCACGUCUAACGAUAAUUCGCCGAUCCAAAACGUUCACUAUCGCCGAAGCCCAAGAGGGGGCCAUUGAGAUAAUCUUCGACAAGCACUACUCCGAUGCAACGAUUGUCUGGUUCCACGAAACCACGAACAGUGACAGUCUGUUUAACCUGGCCAUUGAGGAGGCUGCCCGAUGCGUUGAUAUCUACGGGCGUAACAUUCGAAUUACUAAUCUGCAGCCGGGUAGAAACUACAUGUUCUGUGUGUUCUAUCGCCACGAAGCUUCGAUUUCGCCGUUUGAUUGUCUUCCGCAUCGUCUUUUGCCAGCCUAUGGGCAGCGAACUUGGAUGGUCGAAAACGACAAAAUAAAGAUCAUCAGCAUCAUGGUAUCAUCCGUGUUGGUUGCAGUUAUGACUGGAGUGGUUUUCACCUAUUGCUUCAUCAAAAGUUUCUCCUCACACCAGACUUCUUGUAGACGGAUUGUUUCGGACGUAGCCAUUACUAGAACUGCGACAAACCGAAGUUACAUGACACCGGUCGCAAGUGCUCCCGUUAGGACCUUCUCUAAACAUAAGCGUAGCGUAUCGGACACCAGUUUGGAGAGCUGCCGUAGUUAUGUUUCGGCCGUCGCUCCCGCGACACAGUAUCAGUAUAUCGCCUGGAAGUUGGAGAACCGCUCUCGGCCGGGGCUGGAUAACUACCCGUGUGAACCACCGCCACCACCUUUGCCACCGCAUCCCAGCAGCAAACGCUUCAAACACUCGAAGCCGGCAGUCGUUAGCAUGCAUCAACAUCAGAUCUACAACGAGCCGGAUAUGAGCUGCAUGGAUGAACCACCGCCACCGAUGCCGUCUUCCUGUCAUAGAUGCCACGCGAUGCACGGCUGCUAUCACCAGGACAUAUAAUUUCCUAGACACAAUUAUUUAUU
Uranotaenia lowii is the source of this 2539-nucleotide messenger RNA. RefSeq lists its product as uncharacterized. The coding region runs from base 42 to 2516 and encodes 824 amino acids. NCBI's taxonomy places the organism in Eukaryota, Metazoa, Arthropoda, Insecta, Diptera, Culicidae. The record is from RefSeq and is a predicted model, not a curated record. The transcript has 5 exons. Gene Ontology annotation, cellular component: plasma membrane.